CUAGCUGCUACAUGUACAUAGUAUGAGGUAGUUAAAUAAAUGCUUCCUGUUUCUUCCGCGUGACACCUUACGACGUUGGCUUGACUUUAUGUACAUUUCGCAUCCUCUAAGCGAACCUAUUUCUUGAACAAAACCGCUCUUAUUCUAGUUUACUUAAAUCCUAGCUUGCUCUAAAAUUAUCAUACUAAAGUUCAGUACCCCGUUUCACCAGUUCAAGUCUAUUCUCAACGUAGUUCGUCUUCACUUUGAACGUUACAAUGAGCCGCUGGUCGCAGUACGAUACCGACGAGGAACGCCUCCCGGAGGGCAUGCAACGUAUUGGCUACGAUUCCGAUACCCAAACCUACACAUUCCGCGAUGCCGAGGGCACUAUCUGGGAGAGCGCACCCGGUAACCGGUACGGUGAACUCCAUCGCGUCAAUACAACAUACGCACCUUACGGUGACGAAGAAGCACACGAUGCGACAGAGCCACUGCACACAGCCUCGAAGGGACCACAUACUUCAUGGCGACAUGAGAUGAUGCCCUUGCUCAAUUGGUUCUUGUUGGUUGGUCUAUUCCUGAUCCUCAUCUUUUGGAUCAUCAGCGGUACGACUAAGCACAUCGAACCGAUUACCUGCGGAGAGCACAGCAGUCCAUACAAGAUCAAACCAGGCGACACAUGCUGGGCCAUUGCCGAGGGACAUGAUGUCCCACUUGAUUCUCUCAUCCACGAGAACGAAGGUCUUGAUUGCGAUAAGUUGCCCAUCGGUAGUACGGUAUGUAUACCAAGGGUCUAGAUCGUCGCUACACCAAGGGUUGCAGGGUCUUCUGGUUACUCUGGGGUCCUUGACACAGCAGUAUUGGCUUGUGGGCUUUUGUUGUCGGGAUCAAAUCAUUUGCUUCGCUUCGUUGGCGUUUACAGAUAGGUACAGGUUGCUGUGCUACCUUUCCCAGUUUAGAUUCGCGUCUCAUGCUAGGUUUAUUUCGGUCGCUAUCUU
Molecule: messenger RNA, 980 nt
Organism: Daldinia loculata
Lineage: Eukaryota; Fungi; Ascomycota; Sordariomycetes; Xylariales; Hypoxylaceae
Product: carbohydrate-binding module family 50 protein
Exons: 1
Coding region: 258-779 (173 amino acids)
Source: RefSeq, a predicted model, not a curated record